Messenger RNA from Danio aesculapii, 10773 nucleotides. RefSeq lists its product as uncharacterized. Gene Ontology annotation, molecular function: protein tyrosine/threonine phosphatase activity; MAP kinase tyrosine/serine/threonine phosphatase activity. Lineage: Eukaryota; Metazoa; Chordata; Actinopteri; Cypriniformes; Danionidae. Gene Ontology annotation, biological process: negative regulation of JUN kinase activity; protein dephosphorylation. The record is from RefSeq and is a predicted model, not a curated record. Gene Ontology annotation, cellular component: cytoplasm; cytosol.
GUCGUACACAUUGUUAUUGUGUUAACUGUGCAAACUGAUCAUUACAAGCGCUUUGAGCAUUAUGAGGAUAAACUGCCUGCAUGUCAUACGCUGAUGGUCAUCGCUGGAUUUUUAAAACGUAACCCGCACAUUAAGGCAGACCAUAGAUAACUGCAGCUAUGUAAAUGUCUCGCGGCACUGGAGCGGAAUUGAGAAACACAAGGACCUAAUUUAUCACAAACAAUGACGAUACAGCGGACGUACAGAUUAUAACCUUUGCUCAGCCCCAGAUGCCUCCACUCCCUCUUGACGAGCGCAUUGUGGUUAUUCAGCGCCCUAAAAGUUUGGCCUUGCGUGUGGCCUCUCCUCCAACCACAUCACAGUCUUCCUCACACCGCCCAGGCACUCACAACGAGCCUCCACCCCGCUUACCACAACCCCAACCCCCACCACCCCGUUCCUAUCCAGGUUCCAACUACCUGUCUCUAGAAUGCAAGCGCAGGCAGCCGUCCCAUGUUCAGAGAGAUAAAGGGGAACGAGGUGCUCUCUUUGAGGAGAGCGACCACAAUGCUAGUCAUUGUCACAGCAAUGGGACUGUAACUUUAGGUCCCAGACCUCACAAGCACACACAUACCAUUGACAUUAAAGUGUCUUUGGACAAAGGUGGAAGAGGUGGAUCUUACAUAGAAAAAGGUCGCAGCAGUAGUCUUACCCGAAGUGGAAGCAUCAAAGGGAGCAGAACUAAAAGGGUGUCCCUGCACUUGGAUUCUGGGCAAGGCGACAGAAAAUGUAAAGGAAAGUCUUCCGAGUUAGUGGAGAAGCAUCAGAACCAUCAUCAGAGUCAAAACAGGACUCCGCACAGUAGCCAUCUUACGAACCAACUUACAGUAUCUCCUGGAGGAAUAUUGGAGUUUGUACCAGCUCAAAGACAGCAGUUAAAAUCCAAACCUACAAGAGAGAGAGAUUUGUCUUUAAAGUCUUGCUCUGCAACUGCCAGCUACCCAUUGCAUAGUGAGAGGGACGCAUCAUCUAUUGGAAACAAAGAAAACUCCAAACUGGGACCCGGCCACCAGCUGCCCCACACCCACAGCCUAUCCCGUCACCACAGUUCAGCCCCGUUACCUCAUGCUGCCAUCCUAAACCCUCAGUACCCUGCUGUCCCACCCUCACUCCCUUCCAGAGCCCCUUCCUCCUACCAGCACAUCAGUCAGCCCCGUUCGUCACGAAUUAGAGAACAUCGGCCACAAAUUCUUCACGCCUUGCCUCUCUCACCUACAUCUUCCCGGGGAGGCUUCCCCAGUCCUGACCAUACAUGUACGAUUGACUUUUCCCACCCCUGUGGCUGUUGGAGGUUGGUGCGUUGUAGAAGAGGUAGAGGUCACACGGCUGGCUGCCACAGUCAUAAUACAAGCCCAUCGUCUUCAUUUUCCCACGCCCAAGGAACAAGUGCUACCAACGGAGGUGGCGGAACCAUGGGACUGAAGACUUUAGGAGGGUGUCUAUCAACUGCUUCCACCACCAACACCUCCUCUUCCAACAGCACUGUCUCAGAUUGUCGUACAGGACUGCUUAGACCUUUAGGUUGUGCAUCCUGUUCUGGGGAGGCGGGAGGCUUUGAGAGCCCUGCUGCUUUCCGUAAGAAACUGGUUGGGGGUUGUUUACCCUGUGCCCCCUUGUCCUCAUCUGCACCUCUUCGAGCGCUCCAGAGUUGCGUCAGUGGGUGCAAUCCUAAAGCAAGUCAAACUGGCAGCUCCACAUGCAGCUACUGCAGUAGUGACCCCAUUGUAGUUACCUUUAACCCACACAGAGGGAAUCCUCCUAACAUGGGCCACAAUAUUGGUGCACACACCAUGGGAGGAUAUCAGCCUGAUGAUGACGAUUACAGUGUACGCACAAUUUGGCCAGAGGAACUAGCAAAGAAGAUGACUCGUUCGAAAACCCAACCUAUCCACCACAAUUCAGGGAUGGGCUCAGGGAGGACCUGCAUGGGCCACAACCAAAAUAGUGGCAAUGGUGGCAAUCCUGUAAUCCUUGACUGCCGGAAUCUUAUGGAGUUCACUCGUUCCCAGUUAACAGAUCAAGCAGGAAGAAGAAGGCUCCAGCAAGGCAAGAUGGCAGUUUUAGACUUUAUUGGAUCAGGGAGUAGUGGGGACCAGGGCAGAGAUUCCCUCAAGAGGCUAUGGAACAAAGGAGCAGAUGCUUGCAUGGGGGAUGGCAACGGGUUUGAUGAUGAAGUGCUUCCACAAUCCCCAUCCCUGCGCUCUCCUUCUCCAGAUUCGCCUCCAUCCCUUCGCCCCCCACCCUCUGCUCCUACCACACUUAUCAAGCCUAAGCCCAAACAGAGAGAGCGGGAAGGAGGACACACCUUACCCUCCACACAGUCGCUCCACUUGGUCCUGAACUCACUCAACCGAGAACAAGAUGAGGAAAAUGGAAGAGUGCACCUUUCGCUCCCUCUUUCCUCUUCACUCCCAGCAUCACUGUCUGAGGAGAGUGUGAUGACCCCUGAUGUGGAGAAUGCUGUGAUUAGUCCCAUCCUACCUUUCCUUUUUCUGGGCAACGAGAGAGAUGCACAGGAUCUGGAUCUACUUCUUCAUCUCAAUAUUGGUUUUGUGGUCAAUGUCACCACCCAUCUUCCCCUCUAUCAUCUGGACACAGGCUUGGUGCGUUACAAAAGGCUCCCCGCUACUGACAACAGCAAGCAGAACCUGCGACAGUAUUUCGAAGAGGUUUUUGAGUUUAUCGAGGAAGCUCACCAGUGUGGACGGGGUGUUCUUGUUCACUGCCAAGCAGGUGUGUCCCGCUCAGCAACUAUUGUCAUUGCUUACCUGAUGAAGCACACACUCAUGACCAUGACUGAUGCCUAUAAGUAUGUGCGGGGCCGCCGACCAAUAGUGUCACCCAACCUCAACUUCAUGGGCCAGCUGCUAGAGUUCGAGAGGGACCUCAACUCUGGGGUAACACCUCGAAUCCUCACCCCCAAACUGAGUGGCCUGGAAACACAAGUUUAAAACUGUGGAGCAUGGAAGACAAAUUAAAAAAGAUAAAUUAGUGAAGGUAAUAAUGGAUUAGAUUGAGAGUGAGAUUAAAUAUAAAAGCAGUUUGAGAUUGAAGACAUAGAGAGAGAUGGUAGAAAUAACAAAAGAGUCUCAACGAAAUAACGGAACGUAGUCAAUUUUAAUUAAAUUAUAUCCACUCUUAAGUCUUUCGGUUUCAUAUAAAUAGCACUUACAGACAGUUGGCAACCAACUCUUCUAAUCUGCUAAUGAUAUGUCAAGUUUUAAUCCACAAUAAUAUCCUGAUUUGCUUAAAUUAGUAUUACUAUUAUGAAGCUUGGCUAAACACAAAAGUUGUCAAAGGUAUUUGGAGAAAAAACAACUGCAAUCAAAGAACUCUCUGGCUGUCAAGCGCAGAAGAAGAUCCAAUGUUUUGAGACUCUCAGAACUGUGACAUGCAUCGCAUUUGAGACCCAAAAGCUGUAGCAAACUUCAAACUCCUUUUCCACUGUGCACAGAACUUUUCUAGACAGAGUAUAUUUUGAUUUCGGUGAUCAGUUCAAAGUGCUUUUUUUGGGUUACCUUCGCAUUAGCUGCCAACUAUUUAUAAAAUUCUCCAAUGACAUGAAAUUCAUUUUGCCUUUGAAUUUUUUUUGAUACAGCUAUUUUUGUUACUUGAUUUUACAUCUCGCAUCCUUUAUCUUUGGCGUCUUUGUGUGGGAUGUGUGCAAUAGAGACUGAUGAUAAUGUUGAUGUAGAAGUGGAAGUGAUUUCAUUUAUAUUUGCACAGACUAAGUUUUACUAAUGGACAUAUUUUUCAUGGGGCAUGAACCAGCCAUUUUAAUGGCAAAUGAAAUCCAAAACCCUUUUUUUUGUAUUAUUUGCUUGUGAAAUCGGACAGAGGGCAGUUUGUACUAAGCACUGUGCUAUGAAAAAACAUUUUAAGAGCAAAUAGAGAAAACAGAUUACAAUUUUUGUUUAUUAUUCUUUUUUAUUCAACUGUGAUUUUACUUUGUGCAAGCAGUGCAAUGGCUUACAUUUACACAGAUUUAUUUUUGUGUGCUUUCUGUAUGAUUUAUCCCAGCAAGCAUUUUUUGUUUUUAAAAGAUGUCUAAUAGACGUCUAAACAUAGUCCUCUUGGCCAAAACAAGGCCAAACUUGAGCUGUCAAAUCUAAUAGACGUCUAAGAAGGCCAAAACUAAACUAGUCGUCAAAUAAACAGAAAUGAAUGACUACACAUAUUAAGUCUGUCUAAUCUGUCUAUUUGACUAUUUAAGUUUUCUAGUUUUCUACUAGUCUAGUUUUGGGCUAUUCUUAGAUGUCUAUUAGAUUUUCACUGACAGCCCAAGUUCAGCCUUGUUUUAGCCAAGCUGUAUUAGCCAAGCUCUAUUAGAUGUCUAUUAAACACAAAGUUGUUGGCUGGGAUUGCUUUUUUAUGCUGCAUAUGAUGUUAAGGAAUUAGGAGGAGAAGGAUGUUGUGGAUUCAAAUAGCAAGCUGUUUCAAAUUGUGUAAUAUGGAAUAUCUACACUGUUUAUUACUGUGCAGAAUUACUGUGAUUGGAGCCGUCCAAGCCAAGUCAUCGUCAUGACCCUCUCUCUCUCUCUUCAGAUUUGUUUGGAUUUACAUUUUAGACUUGCACAUCAAGUUGAUAGGUAGAUAUGUGUAGUUCAUGCAAAACUUUGCAUGACAAGUGAAAGUGUGCAGGUGUAGCUUAAAGCAUUGAGUGUUUGCCUACCAUUUUAUAUUCUGUUCGCUGCUCAAAAGGAUAGUUGACCCAAAAAUGAAAAUUCUGUCUUUAUUUACUCACACUGUAAAACCCAAAAAGUUAAGGUAACUCAAACCAUUUGUGCAAACUGAUUGAAAUAAACCAUUUAAGUUCACUAAAUAAUCCUAAUGAGUUCUGUGAACUUAAUCCAUUUGAGUAAAUGAGGCAAUUUGAGGACAGUAAAACCCAAUAAAUGAAGAGAACUAAAACCAAUUGAGUACUGUAAAACCCAAUAAGUUAAGGCAACUCAAACCAUUUGAGAAAACUGAUUGAAACAAACUAUUUAAGUUCACUAAAUAAUCCUAAUGAGUUCUGUGAACUUAAUCCAUUUGAGUAAAUGAAGCAAUUUGAGGACAGUAAAACCAAUAAAUGAAGAGAACUCAAACCAAUUGAGUACUGUAAAACCCAAUAAGUUAAGGCAACUCAAACCAUUUGAGAAAACCGAUUGCAACAAACCAUUUGAGUUAAAAAACUAAUCUAUGAGUACUGUGAAUUUACUCCAUUUAAGUUAAACUAAUGAGGAUUAACUCAUUAACUCAUUACCUUCAACGCUGAGGUUAAAACUAUUUUCAAAUAAGUAGAAUUAACUUUCAGUAAAUUUUGAGUUAACUACACUCAUUUCAUUUGAUAAAGUUGACUGUUGGGUUUUACAGUGCAUCUUUCACUUGUUCAAAACCUGUUUGAGUUUCUUUGUUCAACACAAAAGAUUAUAUUUUAAAAAACCCAUUGACUUCCAAAGUAUUCCAAACUAUUGAAGUCACCAGCAUUCUUCAAAAUAUCUUCUUUUGUGUUCAACAUAAUCAACAGAAACUCGUGAAGGUUUAAAAAAACAACACGAGGGAGAAUAAACGAUGAGGUCAUUGUCAUUUUUUGGGUGAGCUAUCCCUUUAAGAAAAGUGAGCACCCCUUAUCAGCUGUAAUGCCUGUGCUAUUUUUAAACAUCCUGCCUAAUUUGCCCAUGAUCAGAUUUUAGUGCUCUCAGGACUGUAGGCAAACAGUCUGGUUUUGUAUUAUGUACCACAAAAGGAAACCAGAGCCCCUUCCUCCAUUUUGAUCCUUUGUUUUCCUAUACGGUAGCUUCAUGAUGUUCUCUAAGAGACUAUGCAUUAUUAUGUGAUAAAGGCUUGGUUCGGUCAGUUCACUGUGAAACACAUUCUUCUUCCUACAUAUUGUCAAGUUCUCAGCCUUGGUCCUCUCAGCCUCCUCUCAUCAGUCUUGACAUGCGGGGAGUUUGUCUGCCGUCUCGGAGCUCUUAUCUGCCUCACUGAGCCAUUGGGCCUUCACACAACGCUGCUGCGUCUCCAUUAAUCUGCUCUGCCCAGCAGCGUGUGACAAAGUAUACUAUUUUGCAUUUCAUACGCUUUGGUUCAAGCCUUCCUACAGUAACGACACAUGAAGGUGUCUUCUUAUAGGCGCAAGAUCACAGAAAUGUUCUCAAAUAUGUCUGAUUCUAUAUGGCUUUUAUGUACAACAACCUCAGUGCCGUAGCUGUGUUAUUUUAGGGUCAGCCGCUGCUUUUAUUUGUCAUACAUGAUGCGCUGACUGUUUUAUUCGCUCUCUCUCUCUCUGCUGACUGUGUUUUUGUCUGACACUGUAGCUUGAUUAUACCCAGAGGAAACGAUUAGGUAAGCAACACCUAAUAAAUAGGUCUCAGUGAGGCGACAGAGCAAUGAGUAACCAGACGAUUCUUAAGCUAAAAGCAAGUUAGUGCAUUUGAAUUGGCCACACACCAUAGCAUAUUGCAUUGAAAUGGUGUGAGGUGGAAUUUAAAGAGAUUGUACACAGUUGCGUGGUCUGGUAUAUAGAACAUGUGUUUUCACACCACACUCUCAUAAUGAUUCAUAACUAAUCUGCAUUUUGGCGAAUUAGUGGCAGAUUUGUUCAUUAUUGUUUGUUCUUUUUAUUAUUUAUCUAUCCCAGCAGUUAUGCUAAGGGAUUAUUUAAAUUACUUAUGGGUUUUUUUUGUGAAAUUGGGAUUGUUUCAAAAUUGUAUGUACAUCUGUCGAAGAACAUUUGAAAAUGUAAACUUUCUCUGGAUUUAUUAGGUAUGGCUUUGAGUAAAAUGUUAAUUUUUGUUUUAUUCUAUGGACCCUUUUUACAUUUCCUGGUUUCUCAGUAGCGGAAGUCAUCAUAGAUGGGUAAACUUGUGAAUGGGAGAGUACAACAAAUAAUUUUCAUGAUUAGGGCUGGGCAAUCAAUUGAAAAGUAAUCGAAAUCGACAUUUAGAACCUAUAAUCGAUCUAAUUUUUCCUGGUCAAUUUUUUCAAUUCCUUUUCCUACCACAUGUGGAGCUCCCCUGCUCUGUUAAGGCUGAAUUACACUUAUUAUGUUAUGAUUUAUACUUAUUAUGUUAAUUAUGAUAUUAUACUUCUGGCAAGGGCACAUGUACAGUCCAGCACAACCUUCCCAUACCCGCAUACCAGUUAAAAACAACUUAUUUAUACUAUACAUCACAACAACGCGUAGCGCAAGCUUUGUUAUUGGUCAUUUGGUAGCUGUGUUCAGCGUUGAUUUUCAAUAAAUUCAAUUCAUCUUUAUUUCUAUAGCGCUUUUAUAAUGUAGAUUGUGUCAAAGCAGCUUCACAUAGAAGUAAAUAAUCAUAGAUAGCAGAGAGUGUGUGUUGACUUAAAUUAUAACCCUAACGCUAAAAUCAAGUAAUGCACCCUACAUUCAAAAAUCUCUCACUUGUAAUAUGUGAGCACAUUUACUGUACAAAGCUUGUCAGUGAACUAUGAGGACAAAAACAUUAAAUAAAUAAAUGUAAUAAUCGGUCAUUAAUCGUAAUUGAGUUAAAAUGUUCAGUUAAUCAAGAUUUUGAUCUUAGGCCAAAUCGCCCAGAAAAAAAAUUGUGUGAGACUGAUAACCAGAAGAGAAAACCAUGUCAAAUUUACUGUGCUGUCCAUAGACACUGCAUUACAAAGCGUUGUGUAAACUGUAAUUUAAUUUUGUAAUUUGAUACAAAGAUGAUAUAAUACAUACAGUACAUAACACAUAUAGAUAUACAUACAUUAAAAAAAAUUCUAUAUAUUAAACAGUUUUAAGGAUUUAAGAUGAUGAUGACCAUUAAAUGCACCAUAACUUGCCUUGUGAAAAGGAUGCAUAAAGGUCUGAUAACAUUUUCCCCAAUUUUACAUAAACAUAUUGUCAUUUAGUGCAUUUUCUUUUCCAGAAACUGUAAGUUGGUCAGAAUAACAAAUAUUUCUUUGUGAUUGAAAGUCAUGUUUAUUCCACCAAAUGAUUUGGGAUGAACCGAAUUAAUUCAUUUCUUAACUGUAUAACAAAUAUAAACCUGUCUGAAAGCAUGGCAUUUGUCAAUUCAUGCAAAUGAAUGCUCUAAAUGACAAUAUUUGAAUUUAAAUUUGGAAGAAAUUAUCAUCAGUGGUUCACAGAAUGAAUAAAAAAAUGACGUUUUACACAAACACAUGUCUAUAAAUCAUAAAUGCAGAGAAACUGAGAAAUUUUAAUUGGUCGUUUUUCAGCCGAUUCGAAUGUUAUCACUCGAUUGAAUGGGCUUUAUCAGUGGUUAUCAGCUGAUAGAUAUGGGCCAGUAGGGGCCUUCUGCGCCUACUGAUAGGUUCAGAAGGCUGUUAUCAUCCAUCCACAUGGUUAAUCAGCUAUAAAUCACAUACGGCUGCAACCGGAAGUUAACGAGAAUUAUUUAUAUCAUUUAUUAAAUUUUCCAUUAAUUGUAUUUUAUUAACGUCUACCUCUACCCCUACCCUAAACUCAACCAUCACAGUAAUGUUAAAAACAGAUUUGGAUCUGGAGUCUUCUCUAUUAUUGUAGCUGAUUGACCACAAUAACUAUUUAUAUUAUUUAUUAAAUUUUCCAUUAAUUGUAUUUUAUUAACGUCUACCUCUACCCCUACCCUAAACCCAAUCAUCACAGUAAUGAAAAAACAGAUCUGGAUCUGGAGUCUUCUCUAUUAGUGUAGCUGAUUAACCAUGAGAAUUAUUUAUAUUAAUUAUUAAAUCUCCCAUUAAUUGUAUUUCAUUAACGUCUGCCCCUACCCCAACCCUAAACUCAACUCUCACAGUAAUGUAAGAACAGAUCUGGAUCUGGAGUCUUCUCUAUUACUAUAGCUGAUUGACCAAGUGGAUGGAUGAUAACAGCCUUCUGAGCCUACCAGUACUGGCCCAUAUCUAUCAGCUGAUAACCACUGGUAACGGCCAUUCAAUUGAGUGAUAACAUUCGAAGCGAGUGCUUUUUUUUGUCCUUGUUAUACUUCCUUAAAUUGAAAUGUGCUACCUCAAUUCAAAUCUCUUUAUUAGAUACAAUAAAUUGAAAAAAUAAUCACAUUCAGCACGUUCUCAAUUCAGCUAUGAGAGCCGCACAAACCUUGCUAAACAUAGAUGCUGCUGAUUAGCAUUUAGAUUAAUAAUAUGGCAUUUUAAGACUUGAAUUAUUGCUAUGUAUAGAGUAUAAAUGCUAUUCUUCAAUGUUUGGCAUCCAUCUUUUUCCUACUUUAUCGUUUACCAUUUCACUAAAACUGCCAGUUGCCCCUUUCUUCCCCCUAUUUGCAUGAGUAUAUGUAUAUAGAGCGUGUUUUUAGAGAAAAGAAAUGCCAGGGAUGCCUUUUGGUACAUUAAUUGUCUUCCGAGUCAAUGUAGCACCUAUCAACAGAAAGAAUUUGAAGCACUUGGAAGUCUUGUAAUUGUUUGGUUUGGAUUUGCCCUCUGUAUUAGAUUUGUUUGCUCAAAAGUGUGUGUGGACAUGAGAAUUGAAUGGUGUGCGUGUGCUAGAUAGGUUAAGAUGCGAGCGUAAUGUAGUUGGAACUUUCCUAGCAUUUCUAUCAAGAAACCCAACCUCAGGCCUGUUCAUUAUCCAUUGGCACACCUCAAGCUUCGCCGUAAGCUUGCAUUUGUCGAUGCCAUGAGCCACUGCUGUAUGCCUUCUUUACCCUGGAUUUGCUCUUCCAGACAUUGUAGGGAAAUUUACCUCUUUGUACAUUCAAUCAUACCUUUCAUUGUAGAAGUAAAUACUGCAUAAGCCUACCAGAAUCACCUGGCAACACUGAAUGAAUAGCUCUGGACAUCUUAGACAGGCGAUGUUGCUGUUAGCUGUCCACGUCUUGAGAAUCUCAGUGUAUGAAAGCUGAAUUUGUUUAUAAACGUGUGCAAAGCGUCAAAACUGGAUACUAUAUAUGACCAGUAGUACUUCCUGUGUUGAAUAAUCUUAUAUACAGUAUAUGGUUUGCACAUAGAAAUGAACUAAAUGUGACGUUUUGUGUAAAAUUUGUUGUAAAUUUGUGAAUUGAUUCUUUCUGUGACUUUAUUCAUGUAUGUAAUGCUUGUUCUUUUUUUUGUUUUUAUAAUUAUGGCUAUUAUUAUUCUCAUUUUUGUGCCAAAUACUCAAACGAAGGUUGGCUUAGAAGGUUGGCAUCUUAAAAUUGACAAAAAGAAGUGCCCUCCAGUAUAAAACAUGUUUAAACUGCUCAGUUAUCAGUGUCUUACCUUGUUUUUUGGGCGAUAUGAUGUUGUCAUACUCUGUUGCUGUAACUUUACACUUUACCUGCAGAUUUUCGCACCCACUAAACGGCUAAAUUGCCUAUUGAAGAUGUUAAAUUUUCAUAUGUUGGUUUGUUUCGUUUGAUCAUGGCAAUUCUAUCAGUGACUCUUUGCAUAGAGGUUUAUAGCGUUCCCUCAAGGGUUGUACUUUGAUGUACUUUGAAUGCAUGUUGCUUCAAACUGAACUUCCAGUCUUCUCUUCCCUUUCUACUGACUCAGCCGUUCUCCCCUGUGAGAGUUCAGUGCCCACGCUGCUUCUGAAAGAAGAUGGACACAGCAGCCUGUGCUAGUUUGACCAUAUACUUGUGUGUACUUUGGUUUUUAUCAAUGACAAACGAUGGGGCUUCAUCUUUUUUCCUCUUUAAAACUUUACUGUGAGAGACUGUGAUACUGUUGUGAAGCAAAAAUGAUGUAAGGCUGAUCCUUGCCAGUAAUGACUAUGAGAAUAACUUACCUCUUUAACAAACAAAAAAAAAGAAAAGAAAAUUGGCUUGUAAUACAACUGUUCAUCAGUAUGAUGUUCUC